AUGCCGCUGGGGCACAUCAUGAGGCUGGACCUGGAGAGAAUCGCCCUGGAGUACGUCGUGCCCUGCUUGCACGAUAUCGGCUUCUGCUACCUGGACAACUUCUUGGGGGAGGUGGUGGGGGACUGCGUGCUGGAGCGGGUGAAGCGGAUGCACCGCGACGGGGAACUGGCCGACGGGCAGCUGGCCGGCCCCAGCCGCGGUGUCGCCAAGCGGCAUCUCCGCGGCGACCAGAUCAAGUGGAUCGGAGGCACGGAGGAAGGCUGCGAGGCCAUCAACUUUCUCCUGACGCUGAUAGACCGGCUGGUGAUGUACUGCGGCAGCCGGCUCGGCAAGUACUACGUGAAAGAGCGAUCCAAGGCCAUGGUUGCUUGCUAUCCUGGAAAUGGAACUGGGUAUGUUCGUCAUGUGGACAAUCCAAAUGGUGAUGGGCGCUGCAUCACCUGUAUUUAUUACCUGAAUAAGAACUGGGACUCCAAGCUGCAUGGUGGAAUUCUUCGAAUAUUCCCAGAAGGAAAGUCCUAUGUAGCAGAUGUUGAGCCGAUUUUUGACCGAUUACUUUUUUUUUGGUCAGAUCGAAGGAACCCACAUGAAGUCCAGCCUUCCUAUGCAACCAGAUAUGCCAUGACUGUGUGGUAUUUUGAUGCCGAAGAAAGAGCAGAAGCCAAAAAGAAGUUCAGGAACUUAACAGAUGCGAGGAAGAGAGAAGCACCUCUUAAUGAAGACUAA
Messenger RNA from Cinclus cinclus, 726 nucleotides. It is a transcript of the gene EGLN3, whose product is annotated as egl-9 family hypoxia inducible factor 3. Gene Ontology annotation, cellular component: nucleus; cytoplasm. Lineage: Eukaryota; Metazoa; Chordata; Aves; Passeriformes; Cinclidae. The record is from RefSeq and is a predicted model, not a curated record. The transcript is spliced from 5 exons. Gene Ontology annotation, molecular function: peptidyl-proline 4-dioxygenase activity; ferrous iron binding; L-ascorbic acid binding. Gene Ontology annotation, biological process: cellular response to hypoxia; peptidyl-proline hydroxylation to 4-hydroxy-L-proline. Bases 1 to 726 code for a protein of 241 amino acids.